GUUCCCCCGGGUUGCUGAUGGAGCAAGAGAAAGGGGAAGGGAGGGAGGAGAGGGCGAAGAAGUCAGACGCAGGGUUUCGGCCCGAAACCGGCAAAUAAAGGGACCACUUGGUAACGAGAGGGAGAAGCGAGAGUAAAGCGACCAGACAUCAUGUGGACAGGGGGAGGAGAAAGAGCAGAGGGAGCGCGCGAAGGCUGAACGCCCAGGCAUUCGACCCCAGAUCUCGACAGGCGAGCCGGAGCAGAGAGUUCCGCGGGCGCUGGGGGUGAGGGACCGGUGUGUCCGAGGGCAGACCUGGGGUUUCGCGGGCCCCUGACUGCAGCCGUCAGCGAUGAGCGAGGCCAGCCGCGUCUGCUCUGGCUACUACAGCCUCAAUCACAGCUUCGUGGAGCCCUUCCAGUGCCCCCGGCCCGGGGAUGGGUCCGCGCUCGUCUUCUGCUGCGGCUUCGCAGACCUCAAGUACUGCUGCAGCGACCCGGGCAGCUACUUCCCCUACAAGCACAGCUACAUGUGGAGCCUGAGCAUUGGCGCUCUGAUUGGAUUGGGAAUUGCUGCCCUUGUUUUACUUGCCUUUGUCAUCAGCGUCUGCGUCCUUUGCUAUUUAUUUCUGUAUACAAAGCCUCAAAGAUUAGACACUGGCCUUAAACUUCAACACCUAGAAGCUUCUUCCAUCCAAGAAGGCAAGUCAAAUAGAAAAACCAAAGCCCUCAAUUCAAAUGCAGCAUCAAAUUCAACAAUCGAAACAUCCUAUGAAGCUGAUGAUAUAUUUCAAGAAAAAACAAUGGACACAACGCAAAUCAACAUUGCUUAUUAACUAAAAAUCUUAUGUUGUAAAAGGUGACUGGAGAGAUGGAGUAAUAAAAAUAAAGAACACAUUUCCAA
This is a messenger RNA of Loxodonta africana (African savanna elephant), 882 nucleotides long. It is a transcript of the gene SHISAL2B, whose product is annotated as shisa like 2B. The record is from RefSeq and is a predicted model, not a curated record. NCBI's taxonomy places the organism in Eukaryota, Metazoa, Chordata, Mammalia, Proboscidea, Elephantidae. The coding region runs from base 332 to 814 and encodes 160 amino acids. The transcript is spliced from 3 exons.